AUUUAGAACUUGACCUAAUUUUGCCCUUAAAAUAGUAGAGGAGGCGAGCAAACCGUUUGCGGAGCAGUCCGUAGCUGCCCUCCCUUCGCACCCAUUUCUGUGUUAAUGGAGCUUCGGCCCAUACUUCUUUGAAAAAUAAAAAAAAUCAAAAAAUUUAUGCAAAAAUUCAAAAUAAUCUUCAUUCCCUUCCUUUUUCCAUCUGUUACAGAUCUACGCAAGGCUAAAUUUUUCUUCCUGUCGUUGAGUUCUUCGCGGUUUCGUCCCUUGGAAAAUUUUUAAGAGUGUAUUUUUGAAGAGUUUGACGGCGGCUCUGCUAUUAUUUUUGAAGAAGAGAAGAAAUAAACGCUUCUCGAAAACAUAAAAAAAAAGUAGAAAAUUAGAGGAGAAAUGGCACAGGUUCAAAUCCAACCCCAACCCCUGGGUGCAGCGGGUGUGGGCCAGCAGCAGGCGGGCAACAAUUCCUCGCUGUACGUUGGGGAUCUGGAGCCCAAUGUUACGGAUGGUCAGCUUUACGAGCUCUUUCAGCAGAUUGCUCCCGUUACCUCUGUUCGCGUUUGCAGAGAUGUCACUACCAAGACUUCUCUCGGUUACGCCUAUGUAAAUUACGGCUCUGCUGAAAAUGCUGGUAAGGCCAUAGAGGCACUGAAUUUUACUCCUAUUAAUGGAAAGCCUAUUCGAAUAAUGUAUUCACACCGCGAUCCCAGCAUACGCAAGAGUGGAGCUGCAAAUAUAUUUAUCAAGAACCUUGACAAAGCCAUAGACAACAAAGCUCUGCAUGAUACUUUCUCAAAUUUUGGACCUAUUCUUUCUUGCAAGAUUGCAACAGAUGCAUCAGGGCAAUCUAAAGGAUACGGAUUUGUGCAAUUUGAACAAGAUGAUGCAGCACAGAAUGCCAUAGAGAAACUGAAUGGGAUGCUUUUGAAUGGCAAACAAGUAUUUGUUGGACCAUUUAUGAGAAAGCAGGAACGUGAGCAAGCAAAUGGAAAAGUUAAGUUUAAUAAUGUUUUUGUUAAAAAUUUAUCAGAAUCAACCACUGAUGAGGAUUUGAAGAGAAGCUUUGGAGAGUAUGGAUCAAUUACAAGUGUGGUAGUUAUGAGGGAUUCAGAAGGAAAGUCAAGAUGUUUUGGGUUUGUGAAUUUUGAAAAUGCAGAUGAUGCAGCAAACGCUGUUGAAUUUCUUAAUGGUAAGAAAGUUGAAGACAAGGAGUGGUAUGUUGGAAAAGCACAGAAGAAGUCUGAGAGAGAGUCUGAGUUGAAAGGGAAAUAUGAACAGAUGCUAAAAGAGAGGAUUGAGAAACUUCAAGGGGUCAAUCUUUAUUUAAAGAAUCUAGAUGAUAGCAUUGAUGAUGAGAAGUUGAGGGAACUGUUUUCUGUGUUUGGUAACAUCACUUCUUGCAAGGUAAUGAGAGAUCCCCAUGGGCAGAGUAGGGGCUCUGGUUUUGUGGCCUUCUCAACUCCAGAUGAAGCAUCUCGAGCUCUUGCAGAAAUGAAUGGGAAAAUAGUAGUCAGCAAGCCACUCUAUGUUGCUCUGGCUCAGCGCAAAGAAGAGAGAAGAGCAAGGUUACAGGCUCAGUUCUCACAAAUGCGAAAUCCGGUUGGUGUGGCUCAAGCUAUGCCAACUCGUCUUCCCAUUUACCCUCCUGGAGGUCCUGGUCUAAGCCAACCAAUGUUCUAUGGACAGGGACCACCUGCGCUUAUGCCACCUCAAGCUGCUGGAUUUGGUUAUCAGCAGCAGCUUGUCCCUGGUAUGAGGCCAGGAAAUGCACCUAUUCCAAAUUUCUAUCUUCCUCUUGUUCAACCACAACAGGGACAACGAUCUAAUGUUAGGCGGAGUGGAGCUGCACCCAUACAACAGCAGCAGCAGCAGAUGCCACUUAUACCUCAACAGAUGCUACCUCGGAAUAAUCGCGUUUAUCGUUAUCUGCCUGGAAGGAAUGUUAAUGACAUGCAUUUGCCUGGAGUAGCUGGAGGAAUGCUUCCUGUUCCACUAGACAUGGGUGGUAUUCCUUUACGUGGUACCGAGUCAGCUAUAGCACAGCCCAUGCCCAUUGGUACUUUGGCUUCAGCUCUUGCAAAUGCAAGUCCUGAGCAACAGAGGACGAUGCUUGGAGAAAGUCUGUAUCCUUUGGUGGAUCAGUUGGAACAUGAUCAUGCAGCUAAAGUUACUGGAAUGCUUCUGGAAAUGGACCAGCCUGAGGUUCUCCAUCUACUGGAAUCUCCUGAUGCCUUAAAGGCUAAGGUUGCAGAAGCCAUGGAUGUUCUGAGAAAUGUUGCGCAAGCUCAGGCGACUGCUCCAGCUGAUCAGCUUGCAGCUUUGUCUAUAAAUGAGCCUCUUGUUUCUUGAGGCAAUGAGACCUCUAGUUUACUUACUUUUUCAAGAGUGGACUGAGUUUCUAGUAUGCGGGCUAAAUAACUAGAGAAACAUAGGAAAUUUACAAUAGCAUGUUAACUCGAGUUUUUUUUUUUGUCUUGCGAGGUUUGAAGCAGACUAAUAGACAUGCAAGCUCUAUUUUGUUCUUCAACUUCCAGGUUCUGUUUUGGCAUGUGUGGAAUUUGAAGUAGAUCAUUAUUAGAGAACAAGCGACCUAUAUAUAAUUUUCUAACUUAAAAGGUUUUGUUUUGGCAUGUGUGGAUUUUGAAGUAGAUCAUUAUUAGAGAGCAAGUGAUUUAUAUAUUGUUCGCUUACUAAUCUCAGAGAACAUGACCACUCUCUCUCUCUCUCUAUGUAUUUCCUUGAUUUGAGAGGUGUUAUGUUUAAAUUGUUGACAAUCUUUUAAGAUGCUUUAAUUGCUGGUACAAAUAUUUGAUAUGUUGGCUA
Messenger RNA from Cryptomeria japonica (Japanese cedar), 2817 nucleotides. Its product is annotated as polyadenylate-binding protein 2. The transcript is spliced from 9 exons. Gene Ontology annotation, cellular component: ribonucleoprotein complex. The record is from RefSeq and is a predicted model, not a curated record. Bases 388 to 2343 code for a protein of 651 amino acids. NCBI's taxonomy places the organism in Eukaryota, Viridiplantae, Streptophyta, Pinopsida, Cupressales, Cupressaceae. Gene Ontology annotation, molecular function: RNA binding.